AUGCAGAUCUUUGUGAAAACGCUCACUGGCAAGACUAUCACCCUUGAGGUCGAGUCGUCCGAUACCAUCGAUAACGUGAAAGCCAAGAUCCAAGACAAGGAGGGCAUCCCUCCCGACCAACAACGCCUCAUUUUUGCCGGCAAGCAACUCGAGGACGGACGUACUCUGUCUGACUACAACAUCCAGAAGGAGUCCACCCUUCACCUUGUCCUCCGCCUUCGUGGUGGCAUGCAGAUCUUUGUGAAGACGCUCACCGGCAAGACCAUUACGCUUGAGGUUGAAUCGAGCGACACCAUCGACAAUGUGAAGGCGAAGAUCCAGGAUAAGGAGGGCAUCCCUCCGGACCAGCAGCGUCUCAUCUUCGCCGGCAAGCAGCUUGAAGAUGGCCGCACCUUGUCCGACUACAACAUUCAGAAGGAAUCUACUCUCCAUCUCGUUCUUCGUCUCCGUGGUGGCAUGCAAAUCUUCGUGAAGACGUUGACGGGCAAGACAAUCACGUUGGAGGUCGAGUCGAGCGACACCAUCGACAACGUGAAGGCAAAGAUUCAGGACAAGGAGGGCAUCCCGCCUGAUCAGCAGCGCCUCAUCUUCGCCGGCAAGCAGCUCGAGGACGGCCGCACGCUCUCCGACUACAAUAUUCAGAAGGAGUCGACCCUUCACCUUGUCCUUCGCCUGCGCGGUGGCAUGCAGAUCUUUGUCAAGACGUUGACCGGGAAGACAAUCACGUUGGAAGUCGAGUCCUCGGAUACUAUUGACAACGUGAAGGCCAAGAUCCAGGAUAAGGAGGGGAUUCCGCCUGACCAGCAACGCUUGAUCUUCGCAGGCAAGCAGCUUGAAGACGGACGGACUCUUUCGGAUUACAACAUUCAGAAGGAGUCCACGCUGCACCUCGUCCUUCGCUUGCGUGGUGGGCUUUGA
Molecule: messenger RNA, 918 nt
Organism: Peniophora sp. CBMAI 1063
Lineage: Eukaryota; Fungi; Basidiomycota; Agaricomycetes; Russulales; Peniophoraceae
Source: the annotation of a GenBank genome assembly